AUGGGCGCUUGUUUCUCCACUUGGAUCAUCAUGGACUCGAACCACAACCUCAAUUUAUCAUCCACCUCAUCAGCUAAUGUCAUUACUCUCGACGGCCAGCUCCGCCAGUUCCCUAUUCCGCUCACAGUCUCGCAACUUCUCCAACAAAUCGACUCCGUGUCUGUAUCCGUAUCCGAAUCCGAAAAUUUUAUUUGCAACUCCGAUGGCUUGUACUACGACGAGCACAUACAAGCCAUGGAUUUGACUGAAGAAUUACUAUCGGGUCAAAUUUAUUUCGUCCUCCCAAACUCCAAGCUUCAGUAUCCGUUGAGCGCGUCCGACAUGGCCGCGCUUGCAGUUAAAGCGAGUACCGCAAUUUCAUCGAUCACCAAAAAUAAUCAGCCAAGUAGCAAGUCACAAAUAGCUCCGAUCGAUCUAUCGAUUCAAUCUCCGAUAUCGCAAGCAGCCGCGAAGAAGAAUCACACGAGUGACAAACAGGCUGGAUCGGGCUUGGGAAUCUCGAGAUGCGGAUCAAUGAGGAAGAUUCAGAGAUACUCAACUCGGCGCGCUAAAUUGGCGGCUCGGUCGUUUCGGAGAUUGACUACCAUUCAUGAAGUCUCUGAUUUACAAGCUUAUUAG
This is a messenger RNA of Daucus carota subsp. sativus, 618 nucleotides long. RefSeq lists its product as uncharacterized. Bases 1 to 618 code for a protein of 205 amino acids. The transcript has a single exon. NCBI's taxonomy places the organism in Eukaryota, Viridiplantae, Streptophyta, Magnoliopsida, Apiales, Apiaceae. The record is from RefSeq and is a predicted model, not a curated record.